Solanum dulcamara is the source of this 1439-nucleotide messenger RNA. RefSeq lists its product as uncharacterized. The record is from RefSeq and is a predicted model, not a curated record. Bases 314 to 652 code for a protein of 112 amino acids. The transcript is spliced from 4 exons. NCBI's taxonomy places the organism in Eukaryota, Viridiplantae, Streptophyta, Magnoliopsida, Solanales, Solanaceae.
UCAUAACAUAUAUCUGAUAACGUAGACAACCUUAAUUCUUUGCCCUCGCUUAGAAUCUCCGCCGCCGUCAUCUCUAAAUAUACAACGCGUGCAUCAUUUUCCAUUGAAUCAACAAGUGAUACAAGUAAGAUUUUCCGAAGAAUUAUGUCCUCGAUCUCCGCCGGAGUCCUCUGUUGAGGAACAAGAUAACUAAAAUGUGAAGAGGAAGUAUAUAUUUUUCACUUUCAAGUUUUAACAAUCUUGUUUAAUUUUGGGUUUCGUCAAUACUUUUUCACACUGCUUCGUCUGGCAAAACAUCCAACGAGUCAAAGAGAUGGGUUCUUUUGAAGGUUUAAGAAUGGUGUAUAGAAAUCUACUAAAAGCAGUGGAAAAGCAUAUAGGGAAGGAAGAACACAAGGUUCAUUUCACUGACUUUAUAAGGGAAGAAUUCAGGAAGAACAGAAAUCUUGAAUACCCAAAAGACUCUUCUUUUGUCCAGCAACGAAUUAAGCUUGCUCAAAAUUAUACUUACCUUCUCAGCAGUGUCCACCAUCAUAAGGACCUAUUAUUUUCUUACAACAUUGCAGUGGAUAGAUCCAAUGAGAUGACGAAAGUGCUGGGUAAAUCUGCUGCAAGUGUGGGUCUCCGCCUUCCUGAUGUUUAUCAGUCUUGAAAGUUGUCUUCUUAAUUUUGCAGUGAUUCCAAAUUCCUAUUGGAUGUCUCAUUUCCAGCAAUGUGGUUGGGAUCUGAAAAUACUUUCUUUUUGAACCUCUAAGGAAUAGUUCAACCCAGUGCUACUAUGGCAAAUUGAGUUUAAGAGCACAGAUUGCUAGUUGGCUCAUUAAGAUAGAAUUUAAUGUUUUGGAAUCUGCAAUGCUUGUAAUCUUCUAUUUCUACGACUCACAGGCUUUUGUUUAUACUUGGGUGGUUGUAUUGGAUGGUGAAGUGAAAUUGAGUAAUCGGGGCGGUUUAUGGGAGUUUGGAUCUAUGAUGUUACUGGACAUUGUAAUGGUUCUUGUUCUGCAAAGAGCUCGAUGUAUCUUGGUUUGAAUGUGGACCUUUCUCUGAUAAUUAACCCUUGUGAAAUGUGAAUAGCUUUCUUGAAUGAGCUAUGAUCUUAUACACAAAUGAUGUAGUUACCUCUGUUAAGCAUCACUGCUUUACUAAUAGCAGUGGAUCAUUGGAAAUGAAAGUGAUCCCAACUCUGUCAACUUAUGUACUCCAAUUACUUUGCAAAUUUUAGGGGCCAUUUGCGUUGGAGAAAAUGUGUAAAAAUUAACCUUCCAUAUUCAUUCAUUUGUCACUUGUAUUUCUAUAUCAGUCUCUAUAUACUUUGACAUCUAAUAGUCCUUGAAAAAAAAGAAAAAAAGAAAAGAAAUUCAAUCAGGUCAGUAUUCAGUAAUAAUAUAGAACAAGCUUUUAAAUCCCUCUAUGAUACACAUUUUCUCACAUUCUUGGUA